This is a messenger RNA of Laetiporus sulphureus 93-53, 1175 nucleotides long. RefSeq lists its product as uncharacterized. Lineage: Eukaryota; Fungi; Basidiomycota; Agaricomycetes; Polyporales; Laetiporaceae. The transcript has a single exon. Bases 288 to 1085 code for a protein of 265 amino acids. The record is from RefSeq and is a predicted model, not a curated record.
CACGAACCUCAGUUGAGGCUAGGCUGUGGAUGCCGUGAGCAAAGCAGCUCUAACGAUGGGCAGGAACCGAUAGGCCCGAAUUGGUCGAGCGGAGUUCGAAGUACGGAGACUUCUGUGGUGGACUCGGAAUCGCAUAAGUUACGACCUUCCUCUCCCCCUCCUCCCAUCGCACAGCUUUUGUCGACGAGAUCCUCCAGUGUGGUCGCACAGCCCUGCUCCGCCAUACACAAACACAGCCCCAUCCGUUUUAGUGACACUGUGCAAUCGUACAAAGAGUGUAGAGCGGCAUGGAUACCCUCCUUGUUUCAGACUCACAGCCAACCGACUUCGAAGGGAGCCAGUUCGACGGCUCUCCCAACCCCGGCUCUCCAUUCGAUAGCUUUGAAUUCGCUCCCGAAUUCUCUCAUCCGGAGGCGUCCUUUCCGCACACACCCUCAUACAACGGCUCGUACCAGAACUCGCCCUACUCAAUCCUCUCCGAUCUGCCCUCAUUCGACGACGAUCAUACCAUCGGUCUUUUUGAUCCCUCGUCUACACUCAACUUAGACGAUUACGACCCAUCCAGUUACGACGCGCCCAGCUCCUCUGGUCUCUUCACGCUCGACGACAAUUUCAUGUCUGGUGACGGAUUCCCCCAAGUGUCGAUAACGCCCCCCGCCUUUGACCAGAAAAUGACAUCUAUCAUGGUUGAUCACGGUUCUCCGGCCUCGAGCAAUGGCGGUGAGGAUGACACGCGCAGCCAUGCCUCGUCGACCUCCUCAUAUCAGCCGCCCGCGUCGCCUCACCUAAAUUUCGAGAGCUUGCGCUUUGACUCGCCCGCUUUCUCGCCGGCAAAGCUGCCUUCCUCCCCUCCGUCGCAUAAAGCAUCCCCGCCACAGCUAAUGAUUCCACCCAGCCCCUCGCCUGAGCCUCCUACAAUAAAUGCUCCCUCAGGCGACGGUGUAAUGUCAUCGGGUCCUCAGCUACACAUCGUUCCGGCCACUCCCGUGAGUGGAGGAGGGGACACGGCGCAGCCGGUACUAUUCCAGACCGCGCCUGCGUCAGGUCAGUACUGCCAUUCUCAUCAAUCUCUUGACGAACCUUGAUGCAUGCCGCAUUCGUAGACGGCUCCUCGAGCCUGCAACGAUCUGACCCAGUCGGAUGGGACCGUCAGUCUCAGGUGCAGAAUUUGUCAA